AUAAUUGGUCCCCAUAGGGGGCGUUGUUUGGUACGCGUUCGGUGUUUUCUAAUUUUUCAUUUAGUUCGUUCUAAAAUAAUAUUCAAUUUUCAUCAUUAAACAAGACUUGCCGAGUCUUAAUUUUAUUAUUAGUUUGAUUGAAUAAUCUCUAACACCUAACUUUCAUAUAACUAUAUUCUCUAUAUACUCUGAAAAAUAUAAAAUAUGGAUGACGACUUGCACAAAGACCUUUUUGGCGCUGACCACCUGUCAGACAGCAACUCUGACCUAGAUAUUCUCCUAGAUGAAGGCGAAAUACUAGAGCGCAACCUUGUCUUAAAUCUCCCCAUACCACCAUCAUUACAGUUACUGGGACAUCAGCCUGAAUGUAUUACAGACAUUCCAGGACUAUUGAUUUCGCGCAACUUGAUUUCUCCCGACCUCUGCGCGCUUUAUUUCAACUGGCUCGAAUCUAGGUACUUUUCCUCCUCCCUCGGGUCUUCCAUUAAUGGUAUAAACCAAGGUUUGCAUUUCGGCACUCUACUCAACCCUGCCACACCACUAGGGUACCUCGCAUAUAUAGCGCGGCAGCUUCUUCCAGGUCACGAAUUCAACCAAGCGAUCAUAAACAUGUACGAUCCAGGGCAGGGUAUUGGGGACCAUGUGGAUUUACUGCGGUUUGGGGAUGGUAUAUGUGGGUUUAGCUUUGGAUGUGCAGCACAAAUGCGUAUGAUCAAGGUUGAUGGGGAUGUAAGGAAGAGAGCGGAGAGGUAUGCGGAGGAGAAGGAGGGUAGUAGUGGAUAUUUGGUAGAUGUAAGGGUGGGAGACGUUUAUGUGUUGAGCAGAGAGGCGAGAUUUCAAUGGACCCAUGGGUUUCCUAGGCGCAUUGGAGAGGUGGAUAAUGUGCUGGGGAGGAGGAUAUCGGUGACGCUGCGGUGGCUUUUAAUCGAUUCGUAGAUUUUCGCAAAAUCUGCCUCUUUCCCACUGGGUGAGAUUGGCUUUUUUUGGAAAGAGGGAAGGAUAAAAGUUCAGAGAUCAAACGCGCGGUUUUUUUCUUUUCU
Messenger RNA from Kickxella alabastrina, 1040 nucleotides. RefSeq lists its product as uncharacterized. Gene Ontology annotation, cellular component: mitochondrial matrix. Lineage: Eukaryota; Fungi; Kickxellomycota; Kickxellomycetes; Kickxellales; Kickxellaceae. The transcript has a single exon. Gene Ontology annotation, biological process: DNA damage response; fatty acid metabolic process. Bases 205 to 936 code for a protein of 243 amino acids. The record is from RefSeq and is a predicted model, not a curated record.